Molecule: messenger RNA, 1489 nt
Organism: Tarenaya hassleriana
Lineage: Eukaryota; Viridiplantae; Streptophyta; Magnoliopsida; Brassicales; Cleomaceae
Product: glucan endo-1,3-beta-glucosidase 11
Exons: 4
Coding region: 86-1270 (394 amino acids)
Biological process (GO): carbohydrate metabolic process
Cellular component (GO): plasma membrane
Molecular function (GO): hydrolase activity, hydrolyzing O-glycosyl compounds
Source: RefSeq, a predicted model, not a curated record
CCCAUGUCCUUGCACUGAAAUUCUUACAAUCUCUCUCUCUCUCUCUCUCUCUCUCUUCUUGGCAAAAUUUUUCUGAAGAAUUGCGAUGAAGUGUGUUGCAGUUCUGUUUAUUCUUGCUUCUCUAGAAUACGGAUUAAUGUCUCGAGGAGUUUCAUGUUUUGGCGUGAACUACGGUCAGGUCGGCGACAACCUGCCCCCUCCGGACAAAGUUCUCGAGCUCUUGAGCUCGCUGAAGAUCGCAAAGACAAGAAUCUACGACACGAACCCUCAGGUGCUGACCGCAUUCGCCAACUCCAAGAUCGAGAUCAUAGUUACCGUCGAAAACAACAUGCUCCCCUCGUUGGUCGACCCUUUAGAAGCUCUCCAAUGGGUGAAUUCUCGUAUCAAACCCUACGUUCCCGCCACCAAGAUCAGUGGAAUCGCUGUCGGGAACGAGCUCUUCACCGACGAUGAUUCAAGCCUCAUAGGGUAUCUUGUGCCCGCGAUGACGAGCAUUCACUCGGCUCUCGUCCAAUCGGGAUUGGACCGAUACAUUCAAGUAUCGACCCCGAACUCGUUGUCGGUUCUUCAAGAAUCAUACCCUCCAUCCGCAGGCUGCUUCAAAUCCGAAGUGGCGAGCAUAAUGUCGCAGCUCCUUGCUUUCUUGCAAAGCACGAAAUCCCCUUUCUGGAUAAACGCUUACCCUUACUUCGCCUACAAAGACAGCCCUAGCAAGAUCCCGUUAGACUACGUCUUGUUCAACCCCAACACCGGCAUGGUCGACCCUUACACGAAGCUUCACUACGACAACAUGUUGUACGCGCAAGUCGACGCAGUGAUCUUCGUCAUUGCGAGAUUAGGGUUUGGACGGAUCGAAGUGAAAGUGUCGGAAACCGGGUGGCCCUCGAGAGGAGACGAGGACGAGACGGGAGCGACGGUGGAAAACGCCGAGACAUAUAACAAGAACUUGGUGAGGAGACAGAUUCGGAACGAGGGAACGCCGCUGAGACCGAACAUGAGGCUUGAGGUUUAUCUGUUCGCUUUGUUCAAUGAAGAUAUGAAACCCGGCCCGACAUCUGAGAGAAACUAUGGGUUAUAUCAACCUGAUGGAACAAUGGCUUAUGGUGUCGGUCUCAUUGGACGUUCGUCGUCUUCUUCUUCUUCAACCUCUUCCAUUAUUUCGCUUACUUCCUCUGCUUCCAUGGCUAUAAAGAAGGAAUAUCAAGGGUUGGUAUAUCGGACGUCGGUGUACUUGUUGGCCCUUCACAUGCUAAUGAGAAGACCAUAUUAAAUGCAAGGGGUUUUUGCAAAAAUGUAAAUAUACGGUCCAUUUGGGUUCGUUAAUUUUUUUUCCUAAUGACAAAUUAAAUUUAAUCAAAGGGUCGUAUGAUUCUUUGACAAUUUUUCAAAAAUAUUCAUUCGGAAUCGUGAUGUUUUUUUUUUAAAAAAAAUUAUUUUAUAAAUCCAUUGUUUUAUUAGAAAGUUAGAGCCAUGUACGUAAAGGAAAAAA